UACACUCCGCGAAAUACGGAAGCUUCAGAGAAGUUAGGAGUUACAUAUUACUCACAGAUCUUAACCUACAGUGACUAUACCGCCACUAUUUUAGGAUAAACCUAAACACCACUUAAAAGAAGCAACGGUGGGGAAAAGGAAGAGAAGCUCCAGUAAUACAGAGUGAACGUGAUACAUUGUAUCAAGCUUGUUCCAACUACCUGGCUACUAAGUCACGAAAUCUAUUGACGUCCGAUCCCACGAGGGCAGAAAGCAGAGUUCAUGUGUGAUAUAUACAGCCUGGAUUCUCAGUGCGUAUCUCCACAAUGCAACAUGAGUUGGGCGAUGGAGCCUACAAACUUCUACGACAAUAAGCUGAGCAACGGUCUCCAGGGGGUCUGCAAACCCGGGAGAGGUGAUCACAGCACGGUCACGGGCGAGGACACCACCAUGGCCGAGCUAAGCACAGCCCCUGCAAUGUACGACGACGAGAGUGCCAUCGACUUCAGCUCCUACAUAGAGUCGAUGACAGCAGUACCACACCUGGAACUCUGCAACGAUGAACUUUUUCUUGACUUAUUCAACACUGUGAAGCAAGAGAAGACAGACUUCUACAUGCCAAACUCGACUACGUCGUCCAGCAAUAUGCAGCAGCUGACAAACUGUUCAACCAACGCAUACGCAGUUGGAAGCCAAAAAGAGUUCGAGAGGAAGCUUAAGGCUGGAUUUGACAGCAAGGGGGUCUUCAGUGCACCGAUCAAGCAGGAAUCGGACUGGAGCGACAAUGACAUGUCCUCGUCGUUACCUUCCCAAAUCAAAACCUGCGCACAGACCUCCGUGAGCCUUCCCAUGGGACAACCAACUCCACCAACAACCCCAGAGCCCCUCUCAGCCCACUCCUCUCCUCGGAAGGUCGGAAAGGAGAAAGGGAAAAAGAAUAUUGACAGGUACAGCCAAGAGUACCGCCAGAGACGUGAGAGGAAUAACGUUGCAGUGAGGAAAAGUAGGGACAAGGCAAAGCAACGCAACGUGGAAAUGCAGCAAAAGAUGCUUGAACUGGGUUCAGAUAAUGACAGAUUACACAAAACUAUCGAUCAGCUAACCAGUGAGCUCACUGGCCUGAGGGAAUUCUUCAAGCAGCUUCCCAAUCACAACUCCUCGUUUGUGGGGACCACGGGUGGAGACAGCCGGUGACCAAUUAAUCUCACUUUCUAAUUAACAACUUUUGAAAUACAUACCUCAACACAGAUUUAUUACCAUCUGUAACAGAUGCAUUAUAAACAAGCUUACAUUUAUGGCACUGGAAAUGUACUGGAAAUGUAGGCCUACUCCCAUAUUGUUGCCAUAGUCUUUUUGGGGGAUUUUUUUUCUAUAUUAAAUUAUUUUACCACUUCAUUUACUUGUUGUUAUACCAGAUAUGGUACAUGUUUUAUAAUUCCAAACUUUGUAAGAGCAAGAGCAUGUUUGAAUUUGUAUAUAGUUUAUAUAAAAUAAAAAAAAACUAGAAAUAUUUGUCUAUAUGGAAUCUCUAAUAAAAGUGCUGAAAAGUCAUACAAAUCAA
Molecule: messenger RNA, 1540 nt
Organism: Coregonus clupeaformis (lake whitefish)
Lineage: Eukaryota; Metazoa; Chordata; Actinopteri; Salmoniformes; Salmonidae
Product: CCAAT/enhancer-binding protein delta
Exons: 1
Coding region: 262-1173 (303 amino acids)
Biological process (GO): regulation of transcription by RNA polymerase II; DNA-templated transcription; regulation of cell differentiation
Molecular function (GO): DNA-binding transcription factor activity, RNA polymerase II-specific; RNA polymerase II cis-regulatory region sequence-specific DNA binding
Source: RefSeq, a predicted model, not a curated record